Molecule: messenger RNA, 2347 nt
Organism: Camponotus floridanus (Florida carpenter ant)
Lineage: Eukaryota; Metazoa; Arthropoda; Insecta; Hymenoptera; Formicidae
Exons: 10
Coding region: 1035-2315 (426 amino acids)
Biological process (GO): immune response
Cellular component (GO): membrane
Molecular function (GO): tumor necrosis factor receptor binding; receptor ligand activity
Source: RefSeq, a predicted model, not a curated record
CACACGAGAUUUAGAAACGCGUGCAGUUGACAAUGCGCAUCCGUCGCCCACGAUGGGCACAAGUAUACUGAAGAACAGAAUGAAGCACGUCGGCGUUUAUUAUUGCGGCGCCUUCGGCUCUUGUCAAACGAUGUUACAUUUUGUUAAAUAAUAUUUGCAUAACUGGACACAUUUGGUCAAACAAUAUUCCAGUACCAGGAUAAUUGAGUGCAUCGCAAUCGCGAAAUAUUUGAGUUUGAAUGAUAUCAGGUUGGAAAUUCCAUGACUAACAGUCCGGCAGUCAUCUAAUAUAAGCGUGCAGUAGUAGUACAGUGAAGAUAAUUACAUCUAAUUGUCGUUGUCAUCCAUGUUCUUCAGAAUUUUUCUCAACAUGACAAGUUACGUGAGCGCUCGGGACAUUAAAUACAAGAACGUGAUAAAAUGUCUCUUUGCUACAAUGAAUCGCGCUGGCCAUGAGUAAUAAGGAUCUUACUAUGUGGAGUAUUUUAUCAAGGAUCACUUUACCCGCGGACCUAUUUUUGUGAUGUAUUUCAUGUUCAGAGUGUAUAAUGUAGGCCAUGUAACGCAUUGAGCAGAAAGCUGUGUCUCUUUCUAUGGAAUCAGAAGAUGUAGAAGAAUCGUACAGAUGCACAUUUUCACGCAUUCGGAAACACGUCGACGAACAAAGCCAUCGACACAGUUGUAGAGAUAUCUCGUCGAGUUAGCGAGCAUCGGUAACCGAAGCCAGCAAAGAUUUGUCGCUCAUCAAAUACGAGCGUGGCGUUACCGUCGUGUUCUACGUAAGGCCCAUUGUGAUGUGGACCGCGAGGAAGAGAUAAACAAAAGAUCUUACGCGCGCGUCUCGGGCGGGUCUGAUCCAAAUGAACUAGUUCGAUCGAUGAUCCAUCAUUCACCCGUCCGUAAGGAAAGGCGGGAACAUCAUUCGGAGGCACGUCGCGAUAUAUAUCUCUAAAUAAACGAUAACGAGAUUCUCCUAAUGAUUAGAAGAAACUAGAUAUUUAAAAAAGAUAUCUAAAAAACUAGAUAUUUAAAAGAUGUCGAAGAUUGAAGUAUGUUCGCUGAAAAAUAGUAUCAAAUUAAUGCGGAACAACACUGAUGUCACAAAUAACUUAAACCUGGAUGUCAACGUUAAGAAUUUAAAGAAGGAAUCUUACGUAAAGAAUUUAAAGAAGGAUGUUUAUUGUUGGCUAAUUGUUUCUGAUAUUUUCCUUCUCUUAAUGUUUAUAAUAAGCGUAGUAGUAAUUUCUCAAAUGAAAAAUGCAUCAAACACACUACAACGUGACCGAAUAUUGGAGGAUGAAGCACGUCGAUAUUACACAUAUAAAGAAAAAAUAAGAAAUUUAGAACUACGGAUAAAUAAUAUUAUGUCCCGGCUCAGAUAUAAUCCAAUCGUAUAUAACGCCCGACCGUGGGAUAUCCGCUCGAUAAACGAUCCUUUCAAUCUCAAACCUACUAAUGUAUCAAAUAUUGAAAAUGAUCAGAAUUCCAACACUGUCUUGAUAAUCUUUGAUAAGGAUAAUUCAACGGUUUUAUCUACUUCCGUUCAACCAGUGGAUCAUCAAGAUGAUGCACGUAAAAGUAGAAUUUUAGAUGACAUUAAUCAGAUAAUGUCAGAGAUUAAAGAAUCUAAGAUGAAAGAUGAAAGAGAUUUGUCACGUAAAAAAAGGGAUAUAGAAAUUGAAGCACAAAAUCACACGACAACGGAAGAUGAGAGGAAUGGUAAUAAUACAGUAGAUGUACAAAGAAAAUCACGAAGAUUACAGAGACAAUUAGAAAAUAUAGGAAGAGGUAAAAAACGGCGAUUCCCGAGAAGAUGGCCCAAACGCAGUCGAAGGCGAUUGGAUCCGGCAGUGGUUACGUUUGUUGGUGCAAUACCGGAACAAGAUUUUCAAAAUACAGCUUAUGUAGGACCUUGGAUUAAAAGUAACAAGGACAAUGGUUCAUAUGAUUUCAACAAGUUCUACUUGGCAGAAGAAAAUUAUUCGAUUGAAGUUACUAUAAGUGGUUUAUAUAUGAUCUCUGUACAGAUUUUUUAUUUCGGAAAAUCGACGAGUCAUUCUUAUUGGGUGGUGUUAAAUUCUGAGGGUUCGUCAAUGAAACAAAAGCUUAUUACAUGUGCCAGUGCUUCUGUUAGUUCAUCAGAAAUAUCAUGUUAUACAGGCCUAACUACAUAUCUACGGAAAGGUGAUAGACUGUCCAUACAACAACAGGAGAGAAACAGAUUCGUUAAUUUGCGAGAGGGAUAUAGUCAGGUGCAACUUGUGCUACUUUCCAAUGAUAAGAACAGAAAAAGGCCAAAUAAUAAAGAUUUAUGAGUUUUAAAAUAUAUAUUAAGAUAUAAUUUGAC